UCGAUCUGACAUUCGAGCUCGAGCUGGAUCGUGUUUUGUUGUGUGUUUUUGUUCUCAUCAUCCACUCUCGAUCGCUUUCUUAUCAAAAUAAUUAAAUUACUCAUCAUUUUCAUGUGGUAGCCCGCUGUGCCACACUGGUCGUCUGCAUUGUAGUGUUUCUAAAAUGGCUUUAAUCAACAUCGAUGGAGAUCCCUGGUUAACGGAGCUGGAUGCGUGCGAAAAUCUCAGCAACGACAUACAAUCCCAGCUAGCGGCACGCAACAGAGAAAACCAGCUGUCUCGCGAAUAUGGCGUCCUGUCCGGUACGGUACGGGUCCGUUUGAAGCAGCUCGGCAGUGAGCUGGAUCAGCUAACGCGAAAGCUCGGACUCAUCUCCAACACACUCACCUCGGGGGAAGCCGAACGAAGGCAGCGUAGAAUAGAAGCCCUACAGUCGAAGCUGAUACAAUUACAGCGUCAAUUCCAGUACGUCGAACCAGCGGCCGCCCGGUCGGCCUUGUUCGAGACGGGUAGCAAUAGCCGGGCUCGAGUAGCUUUCGCCGAUGACGAUGAUGAUGAUGUGCCAGCACUGAUCCCAUCGCAAAGCAACUACACCGUGUCGGAUUUGCGAUCCCAACAGACGCGUAUUCUGGAGGAUCAAAACGAGGGCCUCGAAGCCCUAUCGCAGGUGAUCGCUAGACAAAAGGAGCUAGCGACCAGAAUCGGGGGAGAAGUUGAUCGUCACAAUGACAUAUUGGACGAUUUGGCCCAAACGAUGGAAACGACCGAUGCACGGAUCAACCGAGAGACGCGGCAAAUCGGUGCAAUCACCACACAGGACUCUACCUGGGGCUACUGGAUCGUGAUAGCUGUGCUGUUCGUUGCAAUUGUGCUUGUAGGCAUAUUCUGAAUCGCGCAUGAGGCUCCUACUGUACACAUUUAUAUAACCACAGUUGUUGCAGUUGUUGCAACCCCCUUAUCUGGCGUUUAUCUCAGUCUCAGGACUGAGGCACGAGUGUAACAACUGAUGUACACACUCCAUAUCGCAAUGUAUUUUAAGCUAAUACGUAUACUAUACUUAUGUCAAUAAACAUUAUUUACACAAAACUG
Messenger RNA from Anopheles stephensi (Asian malaria mosquito), 1089 nucleotides. Its product is annotated as syntaxin-8. Gene Ontology annotation, biological process: intracellular protein transport; vesicle fusion. Lineage: Eukaryota; Metazoa; Arthropoda; Insecta; Diptera; Culicidae. Bases 164 to 889 code for a protein of 241 amino acids. Gene Ontology annotation, cellular component: SNARE complex; endomembrane system. The record is from RefSeq and is a predicted model, not a curated record. The transcript is spliced from 3 exons. Gene Ontology annotation, molecular function: SNARE binding; SNAP receptor activity.